Molecule: messenger RNA, 5878 nt
Organism: Ictalurus furcatus (blue catfish)
Lineage: Eukaryota; Metazoa; Chordata; Actinopteri; Siluriformes; Ictaluridae
Gene: rbm27
Product: RNA binding motif protein 27
Exons: 21
Coding region: 343-3375 (1010 amino acids)
Biological process (GO): mRNA processing
Cellular component (GO): nucleus
Molecular function (GO): metal ion binding; RNA binding
Source: RefSeq, a predicted model, not a curated record
CAAACGCAUGCGCAGGAUAGCGUCGUAAAAUGUGCGCGGUACAGCCUGGGACGCGAAUACUCCCGCACUAAACAGUACGUGACGUUGGUACGCAGCUGUUAGUGCGCUAGUGUGCGUUUUUUGCACGCGGUGAUUGGCUCGCUGCGGUGUCAAUGAUGUUAGCAUGUUAGCUUGUCAGUGAUGCUAGCGCUUGUGUUUGAACGUAAAGCAGCUCGCCUUGCCGUGCAGAGGGGUUUAUCCAAGGCCUAAACCCGAGCUGUAACGUUACUUUAAUGACGAUGAAAUCCGCAAGAUCUCAGCAGAAACUCUACAUUUAGUCCGCGCUGUUCUGAGCUCGACACGAUGAUUAUAGAUAAUGUGGACGCGCUGAAGUCGUGGCUGGCCAAACUACUCGAGCCGAUAUGUGAUGCGGACCCUUCUGCUUUGGCAAACUACGUUGUUGCUUUGGUGAAAAAAGACAAAUCUGAGAAGGAGCUUCGGGCGUUAUGUGCUGACCAGCUGGACGUCUUCCUGCAGAAAGAAACCACUGACUUUGUGGAGAAACUCUUUGAAUGUCUCACCACCAAAAACUACCUGGGAAAUCCACCUGUUAAAGAACUUCCUAAAGAGGAGACGAAAGCUCAAGCUCCAAAACCUGCUGAAACAGAAGAGAUUCCAGUCGUUCUUCAGGCGGGUCACGUGGAGGAUGAGAAGGAAAGCAGAAGAAGACGAAGUCCACUGAGGAAUCGUUCAGACUUUAAUGAAUCAAGGAAUCGGGACGAGCGGCGGAGAGACGAGCGCAGACGGCGGGAGCCUGAGCGUCACGGGAAGAGCGGCGAGAUGUACCGAGAGAGAGAACGGGAGCGAGAGAGGAACGAGCGGAGGAGAGCGAGCUCACGAGGACGCAGUCGGAGUCGCAGUCGCAGCAGCAGCAGAGGGAAGAGCCGAGACCGAGAACAGAGACGAGAACACAGGUCCAAAUUCGAGCCGGAGCGGAAAGAGCCGGAGCCGUACACGCCGUUAUCCUCAGGUCCCUUAGGCAAACCUCAGCCGCCGCCGCCGCAGCUGCCUCUGCUCCCGCUGCCCCACCCUCGCUCGCCGUUUCCCCCCUCGGGCAGUCCCAGCAUCCCCAGCGCCGUAACGGCUCACCUGCCCGACAGCACCACCGAGAACUGGGCUGCUUACUUUAACCACGGCGAGGGCAAGAGCGGCACGCUGAAACACCGCUGCCGGGAUUACGACGAGAAAGGAUUCUGUGUCCGCGGUGACCUUUGUCCUUUCGACCAUGGCAACGACCCUCUGAUCGUGGACGACGUCGCCCUGCCCACCAUGAUUCCCUUCCCUCCCCCCGGCAUGCCCCCCGCACGCAUGCCCCCUCCCAUGCCCCCCAUGCCUGAGCCCCUCCCCAUCAUGCCCAUGCCGAUACCACCCCAUGGACAGCCCCCGCCUCCAGGCAUCUACCCCAUGGCAGGACCACCUCUAAUCCCAUCCAGUGGGAUAGAGACUCCGCCCCAUGCACGGACGAGCACCUCCUCCCCUCUGGCUCCGCCCGGAGUAAACCCACCUCCACCUCCUCCUCCUCCACCUCCUCCUUCUUCCUCUGCUAUUUCUUCUGCUUCUCUACAUCCUCAGUACACUCUGUCUGAAUACAGCUACGAUCCUGAAGCGUAUAAUCCAGAAUCUCCGGCCAUCACCGGGACGGGCCGAGCACAGUACCGACAGUUUAUUCCUCGCAUUCAGACCCAGAGACCCAACUUGAUCGGUCUCACGUCAGGAGACACACAGAGCUCCCGAGCUGCUAAUAUAGUAAUCCAGACUGAGCCGUCGAUAACCAACACCUCGAGCGGUGAGGUGAGACACGGCAUGGAGCUCGACAGCAGGAAGAGAUCACUGGAGUCUGCAGACGGGCCUCAGGCCAAAAAGCCCUGGACAGACAAGCAAAAUUUCAACAAUCAGCACAAGCCGGCCUUCCCCAAGAAGAACCACUACGUCAACACCAAACUGGAAGUCCGCAGAAUUCCCCGAGAUCUCAACAACAUCACCAAACUAAACGAACAUUUCAGCAAGUUUGGGACCAUCGUGAAUAUCCAGGUGGUGUUUGGUGGCGACCCGGAGGCGGCUCUGAUCCAGUACACGGCCAACGAGGAGGCGCGGAGGGCGAUCUCUAGCACCGAGGCGGUGCUCAAUAACCGCUUUAUUAGAGUGUACUGGCACAGAGAGAACACGACACAGAACCAGGAGCAGAACACCAACCAGAGCACCACCCUCGGCACACAGAUACCCCCUGUCCAUAAGGUCAUUAAUAAGCCACACACACCUGGGUCCUAUGUGCUGAAUAAGAGCUUCCCAAAACAGCAGAGUAGCUCCGGAACCGGACCUCCAGCCAGUCUUGACCCGCUCAGUCCCGCUCCAGAGUCCUCAUCGGCAGUCGCUCCAGCUUCUGCACUACAGAAAGGACUUUACUCACGCACAGCGUUUAAACUCCUCCCAAAGGGUCUGGGGAAAACGGCCAAAGCCCUUGAGGAUCAGGAUGUUCUGAAAAAGAAGCAGGAGGCGCUGAAGCUGCAGCAGGAUAUGAGGAAAAAGAAACGAGAGAUGCUGGAAAAACAGAUAGAGUAUCAAAAAGUGUUAAUAAAUCGUCUAGAGAAGAAUCGUGGAAUGAAACCAGAGGAGCGAGCAAACAUUAUGAAGACCUUGAAGGAGCUCACAGAGAAGAUCUCUCAGCUGAAGAACGAGAUCAGCAAUAGUAACGUCUCCCAGGCCACCGGCAACGCAGCUCAGCCCAAAACCAAAACUGACGCACAGAAAGAGCUGCUGGAUGCAGAGUUGGACUUCCACAAAAAGUUGACCACAGGAGAGGACACUACAGACCUGAAGAGGAGACUGGGUCAGCUGCAGGUUGAGGCGAAACGGUUAGGGCUGUUACCCGGAGGCCGAGCCAAGCUGCUACCGAGCGCGAGUCGAGGCCGGGGCCGAGGCAGAGGGAGGAGUGGAAGAGGCAGAGGAGCUCCCGGCCACAUGGUGGUAGAUCACCGUCCUCGCACCCUCGCCAUCCUGGGAGUCACGCAGGAGGAGAAGGAAGAGCUGAUGCCGCACUUUGUGAAAUUCGGAGAGGUCGAGGAGCUUCGUGACCAGGACGCUACCAGCGUAGUGAUGACCUUCAAAACUCGCAGUGAAGCGGAGAAUGCUGCAAAUCAAGGGGCGAAGUUCAAAGGGCGGAUUCUACAAAUCUCCUGGUACAAACCCAAAACCCCGUCUGUCACCACUGAGCCCGAAGAAGAGGAGUCAAAGGAAGAGAUGAAUGCGGAGUCAGUGAGCCCUUUCUUGCUGCCGGAGGAAGAAGAGGAAGACGAUGAUGAAGAUGAUGAUUAUGAGAGUCGCUCAUGGAGGCGAUGAGACGUUAUUACUCUUUUUCAUUGUGUAAAGUUAAGCCUUUUUAAGAAGCUUAUUUAAGUCCGUAAAUCAUUUUGUUUUCAAAACUGGUUUCCAGUAUUUUUAGAGUUUAAGAGAAGAGGACGACGGUGUGAUGGACAGAUGCUCGGUGAGGGAUGGUCUAGAUGAAUGUGAGGUAUUUAGAAGGAACGUGUUAGUUUUACUCUAAACCCUCAACGUCAUUUACUAAACUCUCACUUUUGCUGAGACAGAAAUGGAAUUAACUUUAAUUGAAUAUUGUUUCACUGUGAUUGAGCUGACAUCAGUAAUACUUCUGUGACUACUGUGAAGAUUUCUGCCCAAAACACACCGGGAGAGGGGGAGAGGGAGAGACAGGGAGAUAAUCCAAUAUAACCCUAACACUUUUAUUGUUAUUCCUCUAUCUUCCAGAUUUGUGGUAUCACUUGAUGUAAAUAUGAUCUCGGUAGGGUGUGUGUGUGUGUGUGUGUGUGUGUGUGAGAGUGAGAGUGAGAGUGAGAGUGAGAGUGAGUGUGUGUGUGAGAGAGAGAGAGAGAACAUGUUCACUUUUGUCUUUCCCUCUGAGUUGUGUUUAUUCAUCUGAAACCAAAAAGAGCUUUGGAUUGCAGUGUAAAAGAUAAUAUUAUUCUUUGCAAAGAAAAUGUAACCGGUGUUUUAAGUGUUAACAAUUUGAUUUGUAUAUCUAUUUUUUUUUUUUUUUUGCCUUACUCUAAUCGCGGACAGCUAACUUUUUACAAGAUUUCUGAUUAUUUUUUUUGUACAUUUUGUAAAUGGUUGCAAUAGUAAUGACUGUUUGCGUGAUUAUUUUAGCCAUUAGAACGAAUGGCACAAAGUUCAGAUCGUUCACUCGCAAGAGUGCUUAGGUUUUUUUUUUGUUUGUUUUUUUAAACUUGUAAAAUAUAAAAUUGCUGCAUAUAGAGAUUAGGAAAUUUAGGUAUUAGAAGUCAAAUCUUCUAUUUUGCUUUUGGAAAGUCUCUCAGAUUUAGGAUUGUCAGUUAAAUUUCAAGACUCAUGAUAAAGAUCUUUAUUGUUUGUUUGCGUAACUGUGCUCCUACACCAUGGUUGUGUAAAACGUUUACUGUAAACUGGAUUUGAACUUUAUUAUUGUUUAUAUAUUUGAGGCUUGAUAGAUGUAUUUUUCUUUUUUUCUGCCUGUAAAAAUGGAUUUCAAACACUCACAGUUACUUAUUAAUAAAGGCAAAGGAAUGGGGGAAAUCAAUCCAAGAAUAAUAAUAAUAAAAAAGUUCAAUUGGCUCAAAUAUGAAUAGUACAACCACUAAAAAAAAAAAAAAAAAAAAAGGAGGAAAAAGAAGAAGAAAAAAGAUUUGAUAAUCCAUUCCAAGAAUAACCUUCUGAAAAUGUUGUCCCGUGUGUUCUUUCAUGCUUUUUAACUGUCACUCUGCUGUUGGUCAGGAUGUGGUGGUGGUGAUGGUGGUGGUGGUGUCUCCAAUCAGGUAGGAGGAACGGGUAGGAGCCACGGGUAGGAGCCAGCCUCUUCAGUCAACAGGUUCUAACAUGCUGAUGUGCUUUUUUGAUUAAAGCCCUGUGGUUCUCUCACUGACACGAGGUUGGGGUUUGGGGUUUAGUCUCAAGCUCAACAUAGUUCUGAGAUUCCUUCAUUCUUACAGCUGCUAAAGAGCUUCAUCAUUGCAGUUGUGGAUAAAAGCCCAAGCAACCUAUCGAAUGCGGGAACUGCACGUAAUCGAGCCGAUUGAACGGAGCGGUAGGAGAGAUGAUGUCCACCACAUGUUGGGGCGACAGGGUCACUAGCGUUCUCAAAGAAUCAAGUGCAUCAACAAUGAAUUGUGUGGUCUGCUUUGGUAUUAGGGAUUGUUCUCAGUUCAUCAUGAGACCAAGUGCUGUAAUGUAGUCGAGGAGGAUGGAUGUGACCCAGAUGGCCUGCUACUUGGUGCAGGUACACAGGAACCCAUCAUCCCAGUAUGGCAGUGCCCUUCUGUUUCUGGCCAUCAGAGGCAACAUGGCUGCCUGCGUGCAUCGUGUGAACACACAGCUGGAGGGUAGGACUGCAAAACCAAACCGAAAUAAAUCUGUGUUCCUGAGCGAUGAAGACAAGACACAUAUGUCUUGUCUUCAUGCUUUAUGUACAAACAUAACAAGAAAGAUUUAAUAAUCAGAUGAGGGCAUUGUCCUUUUGAACUAAUAAAUAUGUGGAGUAAAACCCUCUGCUCUGACCGUGAGCUUAGCAGGUACAAGAGGAAACAGACUUCCUGGAACAGUGAAACCACGUGAUGGAUUUGGAAAUUGGUCAGACGCUGAGGUCUGAAGACUACUGCAGAGUUAAAACUGUAUAUAACUAACUCAGUUUUGUCAUUCGAACACGCUGAACUAAUGAAACCGCUGCUAGUGAAGAAUCCUCUUUCAUUUGACCAUAAAGCAUCCUUCACGUCCUUUGUGGAUGGGUUCUGCCGGGCGUUUCGUGGUGGGCCGCGUCAGACACUGACUGAGAAAUCUAGCAAUCCAAUCUGGU